Microthlaspi erraticum is the source of this 363-nucleotide messenger RNA. NCBI's taxonomy places the organism in Eukaryota, Viridiplantae, Streptophyta, Magnoliopsida, Brassicales, Brassicaceae. The record is from the annotation of a GenBank genome assembly.
AUGGUCCAGACAGCCAGAACCACGAAGCAUCAUCCCGCGGUCGUCCCGUUCCAUCCACCGUCCAGCUUGCCCGCACGACACGACCGUACCGGCCGAUCCGGGAAGCAUCAUCCCUCGUUCGCCAUCCCGCGUCCUACGAUCCGCAUAUCCGCACGACCGCACCGUCUGACUAGGAAAUCAUCGUCCCACGAUCGACCCGACCAGGCAAUCAAACUCAUCCGCCCGACCGAUCCCGUCGACCGAAUACACGAUCAACCGGCCAUGAUCGUUCUGACCGUACCAAAGACAGAACACGACCCGACUCUAGGCCGAGCUUCCCGACCGACCGUCCGAACGGUCCGGUCGACCCGAAGUCAGUUUUGA